CCCCGGUCGUCUCCCUGGAAAUCUAGGUACGGGGCUGGGGCCUUGUGGUUAGUCGCAUUUGGUGCGUCUGGCACGAAUUCCUUUCCCCAUCUUGGUGGGCGAAGAGCAAGGUGAGCGGCGAGAACAGCACCGGCGCCGGGCUGUCGCUGCUUCCUGUUCCGUCUGUGGCUGCUCAUGCCGAAUCCGGGACAGACGGCGGAGGCGGGGCUGGACUCUGGAACGAUCUCAGCGACAAGGGGUCCAGAGGCGUGCGAGCCGCCGUUCGUUGUGGGCGAGUGCGGUGACGCUUCGCCUGAUUCGGCCGUAGUCUCGCCGGAUUCGGCCGUCGUCGCGCCCUCGUCGGACAUUCAACAGUUGGAUCGAGUGGUGGGCUUGGUUGAUGUCCAGUCUUCCGGUGCUUCCUACACUAGCUUCAGUGCUGGUGGCGGAGAUCUGGCCUCCACAAACAACAGGUGCGCCACUCCUGCCGGCGUCUCGCACACAUCCGCCGAGUCCAGCAGCCGCAGUUCCGGGGGCGUGUGCCUGCCGUCGGCGCGAGACUCCGAUGAUACGCCGGCCGUCGUCUUGAGCUCGGCCGUGCAGUCCUUAGCCCAAAAUGGGCCGCGUUCGGUGAACACCACCAUCCGCGUUGGAUGGAAACGCAGGCCUAAAGGCCCUCGUGCGCCAGACGAGAGAUCUGUAGUAGCUGAUCGUGUGCUGCCGCUUGAAGCUGCUAUUAAAGGAUUCGCUGAUAGGGGGACAGAGGUGGUCGUCAACCCGGUGCUUGGCACAAUUUUUGAUUCGCUGGCAGAGGCUUAUGAAUUCUACAAUCUCCAUUCCUGGGAGGUUGGCUUUGGGAUUCGAUACGGCAAGAGCAGGCAAAAUGUCAGUGGCACGAAAUGUAUGCAAGAGAUUGUGUGUGGCUGCGCUGGGAAACCAGAGAGGGAAAACAGCUCGUCAAUGAGGAGCAAUUGCGCCGCCAUGCUUCGUUUGCACCGGACAGAUGAUGGGGGGUGGUGUGUAUCUGAAAAUCGUGCAGCCCACAACCAUGAAAUGCUACGGACCUGUGCUGAGAAGAUGCACUGGCCAUCACACCGGCACAUUGACACAUACACAAGGGAUCUUGUGAAGCAAUUGCGCCAGAACAAUGUUAACCUGGGGAAGGUCUACAGCAUCAUCGGCAGCCUGUUUGGUCGGAUGGAGAAUGUCCCGUUCACAAAGAGGUGCCUUAGAACAUUUUGUGGAAAGCUUAGUAAGGAGCAAGCGGAUGAUGAUGUGCGGAAGACUAUGGAUGCAUUCUCUGAGCUGGGAUCAAAUGAUCCGGAGUUUUCUUAUGUUGUUGAGGUUGAUAAAGAAAGCAAGAUAAAAACACUGCUGUGGACUAAUGGUAGAAGUAAGAUGCAAUACCACAAUUUCGGUGAUGUGUUAACGUUCGACACUACUUACAAGACAAAUCUGUACGACAUGCCUUUUGGGAUAUUCGUCGGGGUGAACAAUCACUUCCAGAGUAUAGUCAUGGGAGGAGUCAUGUUGAGAGAAGAAACAAUUGAGAGUUUUAAAUGGGUGUUCACGGAGUUCAUUAGGCUGAUGGGCGGCAAGCAUCCGAAAACAAUACUUACAGAUCAAGCGCGCGCAAUGGAGGUUGCUAUAGAACAAACGAUGCCGGAUACCACACAUAGGUGGUGCAAGUGGCAUGUUCUACGGAAGGCCAAGGAGCACCUCGGGCCGCACUACACAAAAAGUAGUGAUUUUAGGGCCGCGCUGCACAAAGUGGUCAAUGAAAUGCUGACUGUGGACGAGUUUGAAGCUGCUUGGGCUUCCCUGCUUGACAAAUACAAGCUUCAGAACAACACGUUCCUCAUACAAAUUUUUGAGGUUCGUCACAAGUGGGCGAAGCCAUAUUUUAGUGGCAAGUUCUGUGCGAAGCAAACGAGUACGCAAAGAAGCGAGAGUGCAAACCAUUUGUUGAAAGGCUACAUCCCGCCUGCAUGCCCCAUGAACCUUUUUGUGAAGCAAUAUAGCAAAUUGCAGUUCGAUCGUGAAGCUGAGGAAGGAUUCCAAGAGAAGAGAAUGAGGCUGGGCGGGAUAGUUCUCCGAUACAAUUACCCUUUGGAGGAGCAUGCAAGUAAAGUCUAUACCCGGACAAUGUAUGAGAUGUUUGGCCAGGCUUUGUAUCGGUCUGGUAGGUAUGAUGUUGAGGAAGUUGAGCGGGGCAUAACCUACCACGUGCGACAUGUUGAAGCUGAAAAGCGAGAGAAGUGGUGCCGUGAAAUGCAUGCGGUUAGUGUGCAUGAAGUGCAGGCGCUUCUCCGGUCCUCUGUUUUGCAGAUGGGCGGAGCUCGCGGCGUACAGUGCUAGAAGCAGAGGAGGGGAUGGCGUUUCGUUCAAUUAAGUGCGGCAGACGCAUGGUUGGGGCGACCGUGCGUGUCGUCCUCUCCUCUGACAUGCGGCAGCGUUUUUUUGUUGACCGUCUGGCCGCUGCCAGACAUGCCUUCCGCACGCGUACGCGGAUGCUGCGAUAUUUAUAACACAGUUGCCGAUUUAGAACACCUAAUUGAUGAUUAUGCCGUAGCUUGAUCAUUA
Triticum dicoccoides is the source of this 2562-nucleotide messenger RNA. Its product is annotated as protein FAR1-RELATED SEQUENCE 5-like. Bases 175 to 2337 code for a protein of 720 amino acids. The transcript is spliced from 6 exons. The record is from RefSeq and is a predicted model, not a curated record. Lineage: Eukaryota; Viridiplantae; Streptophyta; Magnoliopsida; Poales; Poaceae.